This is a messenger RNA of Xiphophorus couchianus (Monterrey platyfish), 2262 nucleotides long. RefSeq names its product CD9 antigen-like. The record is from RefSeq and is a predicted model, not a curated record. Gene Ontology annotation, cellular component: plasma membrane. Lineage: Eukaryota; Metazoa; Chordata; Actinopteri; Cyprinodontiformes; Poeciliidae. Bases 43 to 765 code for a protein of 240 amino acids. The transcript is spliced from 8 exons.
UGUUUUUUUUUUAUUAUUAUUUGUCCGUUGAGUCUCACAACAAUGAAGCCAUCGACAGAAACCAGCUUUCAAAUUGACGUCGUUGCGGAUAGAUGCGGGGUCGUGUGCAAAUACAUCCUCAUCGUUUUCAACAUAAUCUUCACGGUUUUGGGGUUCGCGUCUUUAGUGUUUGGCCUGUGGCUGAAUUUCCAAGACAACGCCAGAGACAUGUUCAAUGUAAACAAUGUCAACAAAGCAAGAAUUGACUCAAAUAUCUUUUACAUAGUCGUCUACAUCCUGGUAAUCCUCGGCUCUGUAAUGGUGGCUUUGGGGAUUUUUGGAGAGCAUGCUGCCUGCAAUGACAAUAAAAUUGCUCUGCAAGUGUUCUGUGUCUUCCUCUUCCUCCUGGCUGUGGCCGCAAUCGCCGUAGGAGCGCUUGCUUAUACCAGCAAGGACACGGUUGGAAAGAAGUUUGGAGAGUUGUACAGCGACGUAUAUAAACUCUACGAGAAGAAUAAAGACGAAACGGUGGCCGCUACUCUCAAAUUUGUCCAUGAUUUGCUCCAGUGCUGCGGAUCGGCCGGAGUCCAACUAACCGAGUUGGUUAAGAAGACUUGCCCGAAGGCGGAUGAUGCGCCGCGGCAUGCGACAUGCCAAGAGAGCAUUGAAAGCUUCAUUGAAAAACGCGCGCCGUUGGUGACUGGCGCCUUCGUUGGAACCGGAGCUCUUUUGAUCACACAAGUCAUCUGCGCCGCCCUGUUCAGUUCAAAGAUUCAUCGGGACUGAAGCGCCUCAGUCAAUUAUUCAGACUCUCUUCAUGUCACCCCUCUGGUGUCUGAGCUGCAGACAUCAAGCAGUUUUCAUCUUUACUGCACAAUCCUCCGAUAGGUUUUCAUCUGACUGCACAAUUACAGAAGCUUUCUUCAGGCCAAAGAGACAUCAUAAUGACAUGAACAUUCCCCCAUGAACAGCAGCCUCUUGCUGCUGUAAUGCUGAAAGUCUGCAGUUUUCUGAAUCACAAGGCUGCAGGGAAGGCAGCUUCAGGACGUGCAAACGCAUCCAAUAGAGGACCACCGCCUUUUUAAGGCUUAUGCUACAGAAUCAUGACAACAAGACGAAAAUUGUUGGCAGCAACGCUUGUGAUAAGGGCCAAAGACGAAAUAGUCUCUGAUUGAGAAACGCCAAGAAAAGACAGACGAUCUGCUAUAGUACAAGGACGGAGAGUAGAGAGCUGAUGCAAUUUCCUGUUGGAUCCACCAGAUUUUUGGUUGAAAAAAAAUGCUUAGAAAUGUUGCCGUAAAUAAAACAGGUGGAUUAAAAACCUACUCUAGGAUCAACUUCUUCCAGGAAAGUCUGGCAAAGAGCCAUUUCAAAACAGUGGAAGUAGUAUAUCCCAAGAACAGAGAAGUUUAGGGUUCCCACACAUAGAAAUACAGAAAUGUUCCAGAGUCACUCUCUACGGUUCUCAGUGCUUUGUGUUUAUUUAAAAUAGAAAGUUCACCAUCAAGUUAUAACAAAAGGAUUCAGGCUGAGUUAGUCGUGCUUUUGAAAGUUUGUGUUGUACAUUAUAUCAUAUAUCAGUAUGUCAUUAUUGUCCAUUUAGAAAAGUUUCCUUGCAGCAAGGAGAGAGAAAAAGAAAAAAACAUUGGCAAAACAGUUAAAAGUUUAUGUACAAAUAUCAAUAAGAGCCUGAUUACAUUUGAAAUCUGAAUAAUAGAUCUUCUCCAUCUGUUGGUUCUUGAUUUGGGCUGCCUGAAUCUCUUCCCAGAUGGUAGAAGCUGAAAUUCACCAAGAAGUGGGAGAUUUGGAGAGUAGGACAAUGUCUUCUUUUUGUAGAAGUCUUUAAAAAGGUUUCUACUAAAUUAGGUAAUCUAAUUUUGUUGGCUACUUUUACAAUGUGCUUGAUCCCGUUCUUGUCUCUGAAACUGCCAAACCAGGUGACAAAAGCGAGGACAGAUCCAGAGAGCUGUAGAAAACGGUCAUCUACUUGGUGCUGUGUUCUCCAAAAGCGAACCAGAAACGGUUCAUAUAAAUGUCAGCAUGAGGUUCUCCCUGCACUGUGGCAGAACAGGCAGAAAUUUAAUUGUAAUUUGAAGUAAUUAGCUGAUUGCAGAACAUGAUCCGAGCCAUUUUGCUGCAACGGUAAUGUCUGGAAAUGAAUUGUCUUUGUGAAUAGAAAGCGUUUCCAUUCUAUAAAUGUGCAAACAAAUGAAGUGGCAUGUUCACACUGGAAUAAACAAACCACUCUGGCAUGCUGUUAUUAAAAUCGGGGCUGAGAACUCA